Molecule: messenger RNA, 453 nt
Organism: Menidia menidia (Atlantic silverside)
Lineage: Eukaryota; Metazoa; Chordata; Actinopteri; Atheriniformes; Atherinopsidae
Source: the annotation of a GenBank genome assembly
AUGGGACUUGACAUGUGUGAGGCAAUCAAGCUUAAGGGGUCUUUGCCGGAGUGGAGAGAGUGGGGCAACAUCAGUGUGAAGACCUGCCAAAGCUGCUCCUCCAGGUUCCCCGAGCUCAUAAACUCGUUGGAGCAUUUGGUAUGUGCUGUUUCAACGCUUAAGGGGUCUUUGCCGGAGUGGAGAGAGGAAAGGCUGACACAGGUGCAGGAGCAAAUCGGACAGCCGGCCCUGAAGCUGGUUCAGGAAGUGGACUCACGUUGGAACAGAACAUACCAAAAGCUCCAACGUGUUUAUGAGCUCAGGGAACCUGGAGGAGCAGUUUUGGCAGGUCUUCGCACUGAUGUUGCCCCAUUGUCAUCAGAACAGUACAGUAUUAUUGCCGAAUCCCUAAAAGUGCUGUCCCCAUUUAAUGGUGCAGCGGUCAAGCCAUCAGAGGAGAGAAGGGUAUCUUGA